Meleagris gallopavo (turkey) is the source of this 2556-nucleotide messenger RNA. NCBI's taxonomy places the organism in Eukaryota, Metazoa, Chordata, Aves, Galliformes, Phasianidae. The record is from RefSeq and is a predicted model, not a curated record.
AUGCAUCAGGACUGGUUAGGAGAUGGCCUGCUGGAGAGGAGCUCUGCAGAGAAGGACCUAGGUAUUCUGAUGGACAACAGGUUUGCAAUGAGCCAGCAGAACGCCCUUAUGGCCAAGACGGCUGAUGAAAAACAGUGUCGCUGCUUUCCAGUUCACUUACUUACACACAAGCUGAUCUUUGUUCACACAGGUCAAGACUUCCAGGGAUCCCUUUUGUCAUAUGGGUUGUGCCUCCACUCAUGCUUCUGCGCAUCUCUUGCAGAACCCGCGCUGACAGAGCAGCUGCCCCAGAUUGUAGAGGCUGUGCAGCAUUUGUGCAGCAACCCCAGGCCCCAGGUGAGGAAGGCCAUUCUGCAUUUCAUCAAUGAUCUGCUUAGUGCUAAUGCCUGGAGCUGCUCAGCUUGGGAUGUGGUGGGGCACAUCUUCAGUGAGUUCAGCCGCGCCAUGGAAAGAAGGGCAGCUGGAGACCUUUCUGCCCAGGAAGCCCAGGAAGAAGGAGCUCUCCAGGAGCUGUGCAUGGACAUCCUGGGGUCACUGGACGUCUCUGCGAGAGGGAUGUCCAAACUCCUGUGGCCGCGGCUGCUGCUGUUUGUGGUGCCAGCACAGUACUUGGGCAUGCUUAUCCCGGUAUCCCGCUGUGUCCGAGCCCUGGCUGAGAGAGGGGACCUAACAUGCCAAGAGGUAGAAGAUCUGGAUCCCCAUUUCGUGAACUCCAUGUUUCAAGGCCCACUGCUGACUCCCCAGACACUGCUGGCACGCCUGUUGGUGGUGGCUGGGAGCCCUGCUGCAGGCAGUGAACUCCAAGCCGCUGCCUUGCUGCUCAUGCAAAACCUCCACAGCAGGAUUCACAGAGCUGUGGGGGCCAUGUGGGCUGCUGAGAUCCCCGUGCUGCUGCAGUGUCUCGAAGGGAAAGAUGAGAGUUUCCAGGACUCUGCAGAGUGGGAGUGCCGUCUACUAAAGUUCCUGAGGGCGUCGCUGGACACCAUGGAGGACGAGACCUGGACCAAGGGCCUGAGCUAUGAGCUGAGCCGGUGGCUGAGCAGCUCUCCCAGCAACUCUGGAGAAAAGUCUUUCCUGUACAAGGCUCUGGGCACAGUGCUGGGAGCUUGUAAAGAAGUCCUCCACAUCCAGGAGAAGCUGCUGCAGCACCUGGAGGAAGCAAACGCGGAGGAGCCAUCUGAGGCCCAGGGAAUGAUCUCUCUUCUCAGCCACGCUGCUGAGAGGAACUUCCACACAGUCCUGGACACACUCACCAUGUUUGUGUCCUGGCUGUGCAAAGGCUGGAAGGGAAGGAUUUCCAGGCACAACAAGAUGGAGCUGAACAGCAUGAGAGCUCAUGCCACAUGCAGCGCUCUCAUCCUCGCCCAUGGCAGCUUGGCACUGCGAGCCUCCAAGGAACAGCUGCUUGCCCGCCUGGAGGGAGACAUCGUGGGCAACAUCCUGCUGCUGUACAGCUGCAGCUGUCGGGACUUGCAGAACAAGCUCGCGCUGGUGCAGAGCAUCACCGACUUCAGCUCUGCUGUCCAUGCUGUGGGCAACCCCGCCUUCUUUAAUCCUUCCUUGAAGGACAAGCUGCUGAAGAUCCUGAUGGACCUGCUGAAGAAGUACUACUUGGGCACCCCUGUAUCUCCAGUGCCCCUCAAGGUGGUUCUGGCCCUGGAGCAGUUGAGCAAGCUGAAGCUCUCUAUAGGAAGCAAGGACAUGUCUGAAAUGUUGGUUCUGUGCUGCAAGAACAUUGUGACGCACCCCUCAGCAGAGAUGAUGCUGAAGAUCAGGAAGUCACAGCAAGCAGCUCAGUACCUGCAGCUUCAGCAAACAUCAUUGAAAUCUCUGGGCCGGCUCAUUGCAGUCCUGCUGGAGGCAGAGCCCUCCGGUGACUUCUUCCAGAACAUAGUCCAUGUCCUGCAGAAAUCAAUGACAUCAGACAACAUGUGGGAGCGCAAGAGGGCCCUGCAGACCUGCUCCCAGCUGCUGGCUGCUUGUGAAGAGCUUCAAAGAAGAGAUGCCUGUGAUCACUUUGGCUCCUUGGUGGGAUUGCUGGCUCCGCUGACAUGUGACCCCAUGCCCACAUCCCGCCAGCUGGCUGUCACUUGUCUGGGCUCUCUCCUCCAAAUCCAAGCCAAAGCAACCAAUAGAGUCAUCAAGACAGGAGACAUUGGGAGCCUGUGUGAGGGGCUGCAUGCCUGCAGCACCAUCUCUCAGCUCCAGACCUCAUCCAAAAUCGCAAGAAUAGUGUGCAGAAACUUCCCACUGGAACGCACAGUUGACUUCAUGUUGGCCAUCAAGGAGACCUUGCGGAGAGCCAAAGGAUUGCGUGUGCGUGCAGCUGGGAAGUGGAUGAUCACCUUUCUGCUGAUGUACGGGAAGGACAUCUGUUGGGACGUAAGAGACUUUCUUCCACAUUUGGGUUAUGUUAAGUCAGUUCCAGGAAAUAAAACAGAAAUAGGUGAAGGAAAUAUUGCAUAUGUGAGAGCUAUUGUGAAAGCAAAGCCUCUAAUUUUAUUACAAGCCCACUACAUCAGAGAUGGAUGUUGGUGGUACAGCAGUAGACGUUGA